Naegleria gruberi is the source of this 861-nucleotide messenger RNA. RefSeq lists its product as uncharacterized. Lineage: Eukaryota; Heterolobosea; Eutetramitea; Acrasida; Naegleriidae. The transcript has a single exon. Gene Ontology annotation, molecular function: oxidoreductase activity; demethylase activity. The record is from RefSeq and is a predicted model, not a curated record. Gene Ontology annotation, biological process: oxidative demethylation. Bases 1 to 861 code for a protein of 286 amino acids.
AUGUCGCAACAAGCAUCUUCGUCAUCAUCAUCCGACGAGACAUUCCAACUUCCUGCACACCUGACAAAUAGUUACUUCUCAACAAAUCCUCACAUUAAAACCAUUCCGGGUUUAUAUGUAUUUGCCAAUUACAUUACCAAUGAAGAGGCACGUCAAAUUAUCAAUACUCUCGAUUCACAGGAGUGGUGUCAUGAAAUUUGUCGUCGUCAACAACAUUAUGGCUACUUGUACUAUCAUACAAGACAAAAUAUUCCCAAUUUACAACCAACAGAACAAGAGGUUUCACCUCUGAAAAGUUUGGAAUUUGACAAGUUUUGGACAGAAUUAUUUUGGGAAAAGAUGGUCAAGAGAGAUGGAUUGUUUAAUAUUGAUGUUGCACACAAGUGGUGGGUGAAUAAGGAAAAUAAGAGUGAACCUCAAUGUUUAGUGAAUGAAUACAUGUCAAGUCAGGGAAUUGCUUCUCAUGUGGAUAAUGUGAAUGCUUUUGGAGAUGUCAUUGUUGGAAUUUCACUGUUAAAACCUGUUUAUAUGACAUUUAGAAAGGAUAAAUUGGAAACUAGAAUUCUUUUACCACCUAAUAGUUGUUAUGUUUUGACAGGAGAGUCGAGAUUUGAGUGGAGACAUGGAAUUACACAUAUGAAACAAAUUCAUGUUCCUUCACAAUAUAUCGUUCCUGAAUUGAAUGAAAAUGAAAAGGAUUUUACAGUUCCACGAGAUGAGGAUGAUGAGGAUAAUGAUGGAAGUAAAUUGUACAUUCGUGAGGAGGGUUACAGAAGAAUUUCACUCACUUUCAGAUUUAUCAAAUUGGAAGGAACAAAGAGAGUUGAUGAAACUGCUCCAGAAACUGAUGCCUUAUGGUAA